Messenger RNA from Metarhizium acridum CQMa 102, 1041 nucleotides. The record is from RefSeq and is a predicted model, not a curated record. Lineage: Eukaryota; Fungi; Ascomycota; Sordariomycetes; Hypocreales; Clavicipitaceae.
AUGAAUCCUGUGAACCAGCUGUUAUCGUGCGGUGGCUCAAGUGGCGGCGAGGGCGCAUUGCUCGCACUUGGGGCAAGCAAUGUCGGAGUCGGCACUGAUAUUGGCAAGCAUAUUCCGGCCAAUACCCCCUAUUGGGCGGAUCUGUUCGCAUUCCGGCCGCAUUUUGUGGAACGUGCUCUAUCAAGCCAUCCUGGGGGCGCUUCUCCUUAUCGAACAGUCGCAAAUUCUUCUCCCGGCCAAAGUAUUUGCCCAUCUGCAAUCGGUUUCAUGUCGACGUCAUUGCUGGGCUUGAAGCUCAUAAUGACAUCUCUGUUUUCAACAGAGCCUUGGUUACGUGACCUAUCCGUCGUGCCUAUGCCUUGGCGAGCAGAAAAGGAGUCUAUACGUGGCAAGCUCUGCUUUGCAGUCCUACGUAAUGACAGGAUGGUGCAGCCUCAUCCUCCAAUUGCAAGAGGAAUUGAAAUAGUUGCUGAUGCUGUUCAAAAUUCCGGUCACACAGACAUCAUUCUGGAUACUGGCGGCGGCGACGAUGUUUGGCGCCAGUUGAACAUUUUGCAUGAACCUGUGAUUCCCCAGGUUUCGGAACGCUUUGGAAACGGGCCAAAAGACCCUGUUCCAACUCUUGAGCUUCUCGACAUCGUUUUGAAGCACGAGGCGUAUGUAGCAAGAUAUCUAAAGUACUGGGCUUCGACCAUCACGCAAACGGGAACUGGACGAGCCGUCGAUGCCGUGAUUUUGCCCGUCGCUCCACAUGCGGCCGUCGUUCCUGGCGAGUAUUAUCAUUACGGCUACACAGAGUUCGUAAACCUACUCGACUUCUCCAGCGCAGUGCUUCCAGUCACCAAAGCAGACAAGGAUAUGGAUGUAGCUCGUGGUGACUUUAAGCCUUUGACCCCCAAAGACGAAAUCAAUUGGAGAGCGUAUAACGCAGACACAUAUGCGUGCCCCGGUUUGCGUUCAAUUGAUGGGUCGGAAGUUCGAAGAGGAGCAAAUUUUGGGCAUUGCCAUGAGAGGAGAAGAACUCUUGAACAGAUUGACUAA